This is a messenger RNA of Terrapene triunguis (Three-toed box turtle), 249 nucleotides long. Its product is annotated as ovomucoid-like. The record is from RefSeq and is a predicted model, not a curated record. Gene Ontology annotation, molecular function: serine-type endopeptidase inhibitor activity; protein binding. The coding region runs from base 1 to 249 and encodes 82 amino acids. Lineage: Eukaryota; Metazoa; Chordata; Testudines; Emydidae. The transcript has 4 exons.
AUGAAGACAGCAGCUGUCGUUGUGUUCCUCGCUCUGGGGCUCUUCUUCAGCUUUCAGGAUGCUACUGGUCAGGAUGGUAAGCCACAGGGUUUCUGCAGUGAGUACAAGAAGCCACCUUCUGUCUGCACCAAGGACUUACACCCGAUCUGUGGCACUGAUAACAAAACAUACAGCAACAAAUGCUUCUUUUGCAAAGCAGUCUGGGAAAACCUUGGAAGUCUUUGCUUUAAGCAAGAAGGAAAAUGCUGA